Molecule: messenger RNA, 934 nt
Organism: Suillus bovinus
Lineage: Eukaryota; Fungi; Basidiomycota; Agaricomycetes; Boletales; Suillaceae
Product: EF-hand
Exons: 8
Coding region: 130-780 (216 amino acids)
Molecular function (GO): calcium ion binding
Source: RefSeq, a predicted model, not a curated record
CGCGGACCACAUCAGUCUUCAAACUUGCUUAUUGUGAAGAAACCGGAUUCAGCGUAUUAGCACAGCCACUCUCCAGGUCACAAUGCUGUAUCGUAUCCCUCUUCUCUUAACCGCCCGCCAUCAUAUCGGAUGUCUUACUAUACCCCUAACCCUCCCGCAAAUGCCUAUACUUCAAACCCUACUAGUUCAUAUUCCUCAAACCUAAGUCGUUAUCCAAGCUCCCAGCCCAGGCCGCAGUACGGUUAUCAACAAGGUCCUCCAACUGGCGCUGAUCCUCAGCUCUGGCAGUGGUUCUGCGCUGUCGAUACCGAUAGAUCCGGUGCUCUCAGCGUCACAGAACUCCAAGAUGCCCUAGUAAACGAGUUCGAUCUCGAUACGGUCAAGAUGCUCAUGAACAUCUUCGAUACCGAUCGAAGUGGAACCAUCGCCUUCAAUGAAUUCGCUGGUUUAUGGAAAUACAUCGCCGAGUGGCAGAGAGUCUUCAAGCACUUCGAUAGAGAUCAUUCUGGUUCUAUCGAUGGACGCGAACUUGCGGAAGCUCUACGCAACUUUGGUUAUAACCUAUCUCCUCCUUUGUUGCGAGCGCUUGAAGUUCGAUACGCAUCUGUUACGCCUACUGCGUACGGCCCUCCUCCUGGUAUCACUUUCGACCGCUUCGUGAGAGCAUGCGUGAGCGUCAAGACUUUGACAGAGACAUUCCAAAGGGAGGAUCGUGACAAUGACGGUUGGAUUCAACUCAACUAUGAAGAUUUUUUGAAGAUCUCGCUCAGUGCGCCUUAACAUCGGAGUCGGUGAACUGGUGAGGACAAUAAUGUCUGCCAGUGUAUUCGUCGUGAAUUUGAAGAUGUAUGAUAAUAACCUUGGAGAUACGCUGUUUCAUGUAUAUACAACCCUCAGCGCUCAACGUGUAUGUAUUUAUGUAUGAGCCUCGCCU